Messenger RNA from Racocetra persica, 503 nucleotides. NCBI's taxonomy places the organism in Eukaryota, Fungi, Glomeromycota, Glomeromycetes, Diversisporales, Gigasporaceae. The record is from the annotation of a GenBank genome assembly.
CUUGCUAUCUAAGUCAUUAUUUUGUCCUUGAAGAAAUCAUAAAAAAUGAUUAUAGAAAUGCUUUGAUUAUUGAAGAUGAUGUAGACAUUGAAUUUGAAAUCUCUAAAAUAAUGAGUGGCUUUGGUCGCGUUUUGCCCCAUGAUUGGGAAUUGUUAUAUGUUGGAAAUUCUUAUAGAGAUAAUGAAGGUGAGGUUGUAGCAGAAAACGGCAAAUUUAAGCUGCAUAUAUCAACGUGGCCAACUACUACACAUUGUUACGCAGUCUCGCGAAAAUUAGUAAAGGAUCUUAGUGCUAACCAAACAAGAGAAUCCAUUGAUAACGAAUUGACAUAUAGAGCUUCCAAGGGAUUCGUUAAAUCAUAUACUAUUGAUCCACCACUUAUGAUACAAUGGAAAUCGAUCGAUAAUCCAUCAGAUAUUUCUAGUGGACCUUCAGCGCAUCAAGAAUUAUUAAAUUCCACUAAGAGAUUCCUCGGAUAUAAACAGACGUGGGAGGAUAAAUGA